AUGGAUUAUUUUAAAACGGACGAUGAAUGGACGUGCGAGAAUGCUAUAAAAUAUUACCAAGAAAAUAAUCACCUGCUUAAUUUUAAGCAGACUCUUGAUAAGAUCAACAAAGACCUUAAAGAAAUUUCAAAAUUUGACCCUGUUGCGACGCGUAGAGAAAAAGCAAAACUUAUAAUUUGCAACUGGAAGAAGCUGAACAACUGCUUGUUGUUUGGUCAUGAACUGUUUGUUCCUGCAAAGCCGUACACUGCUAGUCGAUCGGAAUGGACCAAAAACGCAAAGGAGGAUAACAAAAUGCAAGAUCUGAUUGCUGAGCGUAAUGUUCUGAUGGCACAGCAACAGAAUGAAGUUAUAAAGACAUCGGUAGUUCGUGAUAAAAUGGUACGAACUGCACUUGCCAGACAACUGGAGAAUUUUGAAAGUGAGCGCACUCAAGCAUCGAAUGAUUUGGAAAGAUUCAAAGAUAAAAAUUAUGAAAAUUCCAAUGAAAAUGUUAUGUCAAAUUUAAAAGAGAAACCACAACAGUCUAUCACUUUUCUGCCAAAAAAACGUGCACACAACACACUACAAGAGUCUGAAAAAAAUAUUACAGAUGAAGAUUUAGUGAAUUCAGUGAAUGAUGCCUCAGACACUUUCGACCAAGUUGAAUUUCCGUCGUUUUAUAGUAAGCUUAAAACUACAUGGGGCAAUCAAGAUGUUACAAAUUAUCAUGUUAUCGAUUUAGGUGAUAAAGAUACAUUGUGCCAGGUUCAUGACCUUUUAGAUGAGGAUGAGUUGAAAUUGUUAUUUCGGAGGUUGGUGUUGGAUGACGAAGAUAUACAUAUAAAUGAAAAGACACAUAAAUACAUAGAGCUGUUUGAUCAAAUUAUAGAUGAAGAGAACAAGGAAAAUAUUCAUGAUGACACAGUUGUGGAUGAAGUAACUGAAAGUAAUCUUUUAGAUAAAAAUAAUGAAGAGACGAAAUAUACGGAAGGAGACAAUGAAAAUUUCGACAAAUCAAUUGCCAAAAUGAAAGAAAUAAUGCAUCAAUUAGAUGAUUUGUCCGAAAAAUACCAUUACCUAUCCAACACUUUUCCCAUAACAGCGCAAAAUUAUGAUCAAAUAAAAAUGCCUGAUAUGUUUAUUAUUAAGAGCAUCGCUAGUCACCUCGAUACUAUCAUAAAGAUGAAUGGUGCUAUGAAAAACGUCCCUGAACGCACAUGGACAGCUCACAGAAGUAUUUCGACAAAGAUAGACGUUCAAGAAAAUAACUUUAAAGCUGAUGGUGUAUUAGAGCUUUUCGAGCGACCUAUGCAAAUUCCAUUGUUUUUGCUCGAGGUGUCGGAAGGCCCCAAUAAUCCAGACCCAGAUAAAAUUAACGAAGAUAGAAGUAAGUUAAUGAAAGAAGGUGUUUUCGCUAUCAAUAAGUUUAUGAUAAGAACGAAACUGCCAACGUUAGAAGUUUGUAGUACACUGAAGGUUUUCUUGGCACAAGGAUUUGGCGACAAUAUUGAAAUUGGUCAAAUGAUCUUUGUUGGACCUGGGUUGUACCUGUACUCACCAUUUACAAUCCCGCCUCUCAUCAUCCCAACUUCUGCGGAUAACUUGGAGCAUAUACCACGACUUAUUCGAACGCUUCUAUGUUUACGGUACAAUGUUCUUAAGGAAAUUUUGAUCUUUGAGAAGUUCGCAAGGGAGGGACAGAAACUUAUAGUGAAACACAAAAAUAAAUAUCCAACUGGAGUCACUCCAGACCGACCAAGAGCU
Molecule: messenger RNA, 1746 nt
Organism: Dentiscutata erythropus
Lineage: Eukaryota; Fungi; Glomeromycota; Glomeromycetes; Diversisporales; Gigasporaceae
Source: the annotation of a GenBank genome assembly